Trichoderma atroviride IMI 206040 is the source of this 1035-nucleotide messenger RNA. RefSeq lists its product as uncharacterized. NCBI's taxonomy places the organism in Eukaryota, Fungi, Ascomycota, Sordariomycetes, Hypocreales, Hypocreaceae. Gene Ontology annotation, cellular component: mitochondrial outer membrane. Gene Ontology annotation, molecular function: ATP binding; ATP hydrolysis activity. The record is from RefSeq and is a predicted model, not a curated record.
UCAGAUGCAGACGAUGUCAAAGAUCGCAGCCACAACGCCGAUGAUGACGUGUAUGACAGUGACCUUGAUUCUCAGCGGUCUCAGCCCAACCGCAUAAAACGAGAGCAUCACAAAAAAAUGAGGGAAUGGCGCUCCAAGGCGGCAACAAAAUUCGAAAAAAUGCUGCUUGACUGCAUAGUGAAUAUAGAUGAAAUAGCCCCCGAUUAUAAAGACGUGGUUGUUGAUCCAGGGGUCAUUAAAAAGCUGGAAGAUGUCACCCGCCUGUCACUGCAGCGGCCUCGCGCUUUUUCUCGCGGCGUCCUCAAAGGAAACAGAGUCACUGGAGCCAUUCUUUGGGGUCCACCAGGCACCGGAAAGACAUUGCUUGUCAGGGCGCUGGCUAGGCAAUCCGAGUUCAAUAUGCUCUCAGUCUCCACUGCUGAGCUGUGGCAGAAGUGUCAUGGCGAAGAUGAAAAAGUUAUCAAGGCUGUCUUCUCCAUGGGUCGGAAGUUGUCUCCAUGCAUCAUAUUCUUGGAUGAGGCCGACGCCAUGCUCGGAGCACGGAAAGCGGGCGAGAAAAGACACAUACGCGCAAUGUUCAACCAAUUCCUCAUGGAAUGGGAUGGGCUUAUAAGCAGCAAACAGGCCCCGUUCUUGCUGCUGGCUACCAAUCGACCUUUUGAUCUAGAUCCAGCUGUCUUGCGCAGGGCGCCCAUGCAAAUUCAUCUGGAUAUUCCAACUCCAAGAGAGCGAUUGGAGAUUAUUACAAGGUUGCUUGCUGAUGAAACUCUGGAAAGAGGCAUGACAUGCCAUUUUCUUUCACAACAGACACACCUCUACUCAGGAUCUGACUUGAAAAAUCUAUGCGUUACAGCUGCAACGCUUUGCGUCAGCGAUCAAGAAGAGGAUACCGACAACCGAAUUUUGACACGGAAACACUUUAUUGAGGCACUGAAUAUUAUUAAACCAACAAACAUGACCAAGGUGAUGAAGAAUGAACUACAAAAAUUUGAGAAAAGCGUUGCCCAAGAUGAGAAUAACCAGGAAGAAGAGUAG